This is a messenger RNA of Symbiodinium natans, 996 nucleotides long. The record is from the annotation of a GenBank genome assembly. NCBI's taxonomy places the organism in Eukaryota, Dinophyceae, Suessiales, Symbiodiniaceae.
AUGGGCGGGUCGCAGAGUCAAGAUGCGCCAGCAGCUGCUGCCAGCAAUGGCCCAACUGCACAAGCAAGCUCUGCAGUCGUGAAGUUGAAUGUGUAUUCACCAUCAGGUGGACAGCAUGCCGCGUACCACUCAGGGGUGGAGCUGUAUGGUGGCGAGUAUGUAUUCGGAGGCGGUGACUCUUCGUUCAGUGGUGUCACAGUGCAGCGGCCUCGCGUUCCUCCACCUGGAAGCGGCUGGGUGUUCUACCAGACAGUAGAUAUAGCACCCUGCCGCCUGUCUCGAGAUGAGGCGCUCAGGGUCAUUCAAGACAUAAAAUCUGAAUUCCCAGCCUCUUCAUAUGAUCUCAUGGCGAGGAACUGCAACCACUUUGCGGACGCACUGUGCCAGCGCUUGUGCAAUCAGGGAAUCCCAUCUUGGGUCAACCGAUUGGCCGGCCUUGGCAACGCUGUGCGGAGCGCUGUGGGAGGCGCGGCGGAGCCCAAGGCCAAGGCGGCGAAGGCCGAAGGUGCCGGUGGCCCGGCCGCUGUUGGCCUCGUGGCGCGCUCCGUGGAUGGAGAUUUGAUGAACGAGGUGGACUGGCCCAGCGCAGGUAUCCUUAACGCGUCGGAGUCGGAUCCCACUGAAGCCCUGCGCGCUGGUGGGGUUUCGUCAGACGCAGAUGGCGCACCUGAGAUGCUCUUUCUCUUGCCCUUCAUCUCACCUGUGAAGCUUCAGAAGCUAGUGCUGGAGGCUCAAAGCCUGGACAGCGCUCCAAAAGCACUCCGGCUCUUCGCGAACAACCCGAAUUUGGACAUGGAUGAUGCUGCCGGGGGCGCCGCAACCCAGGAGUUUAGUGAUGUGUCCUGGACCAGUACUGGCUCCAUGACGACGGCUACGAUUGACGUGAAUUUCUUAAAAUUUCAGAAGCUGAGCUUUCUGGCUGUCUAUGCCAAGGGUGAUGAGGACUCUGGCCAUCCGCUGAACAUUAGCAAACUCUGUCUCAUCGGCAAAUCAUAG